Messenger RNA from Aspergillus melleus, 1002 nucleotides. Its product is annotated as aldo/keto reductase family protein. Lineage: Eukaryota; Fungi; Ascomycota; Eurotiomycetes; Eurotiales; Aspergillaceae. The transcript has a single exon. The record is from RefSeq and is a predicted model, not a curated record. Gene Ontology annotation, molecular function: oxidoreductase activity. The coding region runs from base 1 to 1002 and encodes 333 amino acids.
AUGACCAUCGAAGAACCUCAGAAAAAACCCCGGGUCAGCCUCGGCCUUCUCACAUUCGGCCCUCCCGGAACCGAACCCUACGGCACCCGAAUCACAUCUCUCGACGAGUUCAACGAAUGCCUCGACUAUCUCCAGUCUCGAGGGUACCACGAAGUCGACACCGCGCGGACCUACGUCGACGGCCACCAAGAAGGCUGGACCCGACGGACGGGGUGGCAUGAUCGCGGCCUGAAACUAGCCACGAAAUGGUAUCCCUACCAGGCAGGAGACCACGCCAAAGCGAUCGUCAAGUCCAAUCUCACCAAGAGCCUGCACGAGCUCGGCACGGACAGCGUCGACAUCUUCUACCUGCACGCGCCCGACCGGGCCACCCCGUUCCAGGAGACGCUGGAGGCGUGCAACGAGCUCUACGCAGAAGGUAAAUUCCGACAACUCGGUCUCAGCAACUACGCGGCUUGGGAGGUCGCGGAGCUCUGGACCAUCGCGGACCAGCGCGGCUGGGUGAAACCCACGGUGUACCAGGCUAUGUAUAACUGCUUGACGCGGGCGAUGGAGGAGGAGUUGGUGCCGUGUUGUCGGAAAUACGGGCUGGAGGUUCUCGUGUACAACCCGCUGGCUGGAGGGGUGUUGAGUGGACGGUACCAGAGCAAGGAGAUCCCCGAUGAUGGCGGGCGGUAUUCGACGGUCGAUCCGGUGGUCGGGGCCAUGUACCGGGAGCGGUAUUUCAAAGAUGUCAACUUCGAGGCGUUGAAGGUCGUCAAGCCGGUUGCCGAUCGGCUGGGGUUGACGCUGUUGGAGAUUGCGUUUCGGUGGCUCGUUCACCAUAGUCAGCUGCGGGUUCGGGAUGGACAGGAUGGCAUCGUGAUUGGAAUCAGCUCGUUGGCUCAGUUGAAGAGUAACUUGGAUGACCUGGAAAAGGGGCCGUUGCCAGAGGAGGUGCUGGAUGCUUUGGAUCUGGCGUGGACAAUCACCAAACCAUCGUGCUCUUUAUACUGGAGGUGA